Oryza brachyantha (malo sina) is the source of this 1024-nucleotide messenger RNA. RefSeq names its product protein FERTILITY RESTORER RF2, mitochondrial. Gene Ontology annotation, cellular component: chloroplast. NCBI's taxonomy places the organism in Eukaryota, Viridiplantae, Streptophyta, Magnoliopsida, Poales, Poaceae. The record is from RefSeq and is a predicted model, not a curated record. The transcript has 5 exons. Gene Ontology annotation, biological process: thylakoid membrane organization; chloroplast organization. Bases 177 to 635 code for a protein of 152 amino acids.
CACCCGACGACGGCGCACCGUCGCUCCCCUCCCCCACCCGACGCCGGCGCAGCCUCCAUCCGCCGCCCCCUCCCGCGCCCCUUCCCCGUCCGCUGCCCAGCCGGCGCCCCCACCCGCCGCCUCCCGACGCCGGCCGUGCCCUACCUUCCUCCUCUCCGAUCUUGAAAGCAUCCUCUAUGUCAUCAUAUGCCAUAUCCCUCCCAGGGGCUGUAACCAAUCAUGCACCAGCUAGGAGAUUUGGAGGUUCACAAUUUCAGACAUCUCAAGCUGUCUGCAUCUCAUUUAAAAGGGAAGUGUCUGCUAAAGCAGUGUUAAGACAAAGCAUAAGAUGCAAUGCUACUCAGACCCAAAGUGCUCAGCGGAAGUCCUCAACUGCAACUGUUAAACGAUCCGACCCCAAAGGAAAAACUCAAGCGCCUAAAUUGGAUGAUGGGAGUGGUGGGUUCCCUCCAUUCCGUUUCGGCAAAGGUGGUGGCGGCGGCGGAGGUGGUGGAGGCGGCAGCAACUACUUCGGUGGAUUUCUUCUCUUCACCUGUGUGUUGCUCCUAGAUUACCUGAAGGAGUUUGAGAGAAACCUGUCUGCUCGAAGGCAACGCGCUGGAGAUGAUGCAAGCAAUGAAAUGCUCCAACAAUAACUAUUACUCGUGAACACAGCUCCCAAAUACUGCCGUAGAGUUGCAUCACUGACUCUAGUCGGUGAAAUGCUCUCAAAGACUGGUUGUGUACUGGAAAAAGUGAAUCUAGUACUCUAGUCGGUGUGAAAUGCUUGGAAUGUUGAGAGGUGACCCUUUUUUGAACGUUUUUCACUUGUUUUUUUUUUUUCUGUUUGGAAUUGGUUCACGGUUGGUCAAAUAACUCAAAGAUAGUGUAGCAAAUGUUGGAAAUUUGCCAGUCAUCUGCUGAUGAGAACUCGUGCAACCUGGUUGUGUACUGGAAAAAGUGAAUCUAGUACUCUAGUCGGUGUCAAAUGCUUGGGAAUGUUGAAAGGUGACCCCCUUUAUGAACGUUUUUUUUCACUUGUUUU